AUGAGUUCUCGCCCACGUCGUUCAGCAGCCACCAAGGCGAAUGAAACCAUUUCUGUCCAUGCCAGAUUGGCUGACUCUCCAGAAAGAAGCGAAAGAAGUAUGUCAUCACGACGAUCUGGUCGCGCCUCGGGCGUAUCUGUCUCAAGAGAUGACCCCUCCUCACCAGGAGGCGAUCGUCAUUUAAGUUUGACUGUCAAGGUUCCAUCCAGCAAGCUGCGACAGGCCACCCGAGGGGACCGUGGCUUUGAAGGCGGUCAAAUUGUGUCAGGAAAGCGGAACCGAGGAGCCAAGAAGAGCUAUGUUGUCGAUUCAAGUCCCGACGAGGACGAAGAAGAGGAGGAGGAAGCAGAGAUCGAGGUGGAGGAGGAAGACGACGAUGACAUGGAUGUUGAUGCUGAAGGCGAAGAGGACGCCGAGGGUGAUAUUGAAAUGGAUCUAGCCCCCCCAACCAUUACCGUCUCCAAGCCAGCCCGUUCGAAGCCAGCACCUAGAGCGUCAGCCGCAAAGAUCAUUCAGGAUGAUGACGAUGAUGACGACGAGCUUAGUGACCCCGCCGAUAGUGAUAUGGGUGACGAGACUAUGGGCUUCGGCGACGAGACUAUGGCCGAUGAUGAUGACGAGGAUGCUGAAGGCGAGGAGAUAGAGGUUGCUGGCCAAGAAGGCGACGAGGACGAAGAUGAGGAAGAGGAGGAAGAAGGCGAUGGAGCUGAAGAUGACGACGAAGACGACGAAGAUGGCAAUCCAGAUGAGUCUAUCGACCUCACAAAGAUGACGAAACGUCAGCGUGCCCGCUUCGAAGACGAAAAGGAGCACCAAUACAUGAAGUUAUCAGAUGAGGUACAAGCCAAGAAAGUUUUUACAGCCGAGGAACUGUCUAUGCGCCGUCAAGAAAUGGCCCGCCGUCGCCGUAACUUGAGCGAAAAGCGGAAUGAGGAAGUCAAGAUGGAAACCAUCAACAAGCUUCUCAAAAAGCAAGCCCCCAAAAUUAACCGCAAAGCCGCUGCAGGUGCAGGUCCGUCAGGUGAAGACGCAAAUAGGCCAGAUCCUGUUUUUGUUCGAUGGGUCAGCAACAAGAGCGGAGUGCGAGUGGCAGUAACCGAGGAGAUGCUUGACAGCCCUGCUGGUCAAGUCUUUGGGCCUCCAAAACCGCCAUCCGCUAAGAUGGUCCAAGAGGUAGCCUGA
Messenger RNA from Fusarium coffeatum, 1182 nucleotides. RefSeq lists its product as uncharacterized. The coding region runs from base 1 to 1182 and encodes 393 amino acids. The record is from RefSeq and is a predicted model, not a curated record. Gene Ontology annotation, biological process: chromatin remodeling. The transcript has 3 exons. Gene Ontology annotation, cellular component: Ino80 complex. NCBI's taxonomy places the organism in Eukaryota, Fungi, Ascomycota, Sordariomycetes, Hypocreales, Nectriaceae.